This is a messenger RNA of Telopea speciosissima, 633 nucleotides long. RefSeq lists its product as uncharacterized. Bases 1 to 633 code for a protein of 210 amino acids. Gene Ontology annotation, molecular function: RNA-DNA hybrid ribonuclease activity; nucleic acid binding. The transcript is spliced from 2 exons. NCBI's taxonomy places the organism in Eukaryota, Viridiplantae, Streptophyta, Magnoliopsida, Proteales, Proteaceae. The record is from RefSeq and is a predicted model, not a curated record.
AUGGCGGAACAAGAUCAGAAGAAUGGGGAAGAACACGCGGUUUACUACUUAAGCAAGAAACUAUUGGAGUAUGAAACUCGCUAUACCCCAUUGAAAAAGAAAUCCAUACAAGGACGAGCAAUCUGGGUCUAUCUAUCUGCAUACCCGACCGGGGUGGAUUUACAGCCGCUAGAAGACUCAUUCCCAGAUGAAGAUUUAGCUUAUGUGGAGGAAGAUGACUGUGAAGACUGGUGGCAAUUGUAUUUUGAUGGUGCAACCAAUCAAAGAGGAUAUCGGGCAGGGAUAUUGUUGAUAACCCCAAAUGAUCUCUAUCUGUUGUCUGCAUUUUGGUUAGAAUUCCCUUGCACCAACAAUAUUGCAGAGUCUGAAGUAUGUGUAAUCGAUCUCGAAGCCACUAUGGCAUUAGAGAUUAAGAAGCUGAGAGUCUAUGGAGAUUUGUUGAUCGUGAUUUGUCAAACUCAAGGAAAGUGGAAGACAAAGGAUGAAAAGUUGAAACCUUACCCAAAACAUCUAGAGGACUUGAUCAAGAACUUCGAUGAAAUCACCUCCGAAUAUUUGCUGAGCGACAAUAACAGAUUCACCGAUGCCCUAGCUACUUUGGCUUCAAUGGGUGAAUGCACUCUAGAUACUUAA